Messenger RNA from Momordica charantia (bitter melon), 2535 nucleotides. The record is from RefSeq and is a predicted model, not a curated record. Lineage: Eukaryota; Viridiplantae; Streptophyta; Magnoliopsida; Cucurbitales; Cucurbitaceae.
AUGCUUUGUAAUGCAGAACAGAAUGGUUCGUCUUUUUGUAAGCUAUGGGGUCAGUGGAAUGAGGCAGGCACUGUAUACGAAGGUGGAGUUAUGGGUGGUCUAAAUGUUGAUGAAGGAAUAACAUAUAGAGACCUAGUAAGUGCGAUAUUUAGGAUGACUAGAAUAAAUCCUGACAUUUUCAAUAUUGUUCUACAAUGUAUCUACAAAUUCGAGUUCCAGUACGGAGUACCGAACUUUUAUAUAUUUGAUGAUACUAGCCUUGGUUUUUACCUUAUGGGCCCUCCACAUCCCUCUCAAGUACCCUUGUAUGUAUCUGUUGUACCAAAGGAAAGACAAUGUAGUGGUAGUAACUCACAUGAUGUACCGUUAUAUCCUCAAACCGAAACAUUUGCUUCAUUUCCAUGGCAAGUAGAACAAAAUGUUCCUUCUCCUGCUCCACUGAAUCAUGUGCACUCAUCUAUACGUACUGUCCACCCACCAUCUUCCGUAAAAUUUAUGACUCCAUUGACAGACAAUGUUGUCCCAUGCAAUUUAGGUGAUGAUGAACACGAACACUUCGGUCAGUGGGAUGAUGUUGGAGAUGAUGAGGACCAUGAGUACCGUAUGGUUGGGGAUGACCUCGAGGAUGACGAUGAUUACCAAGAGAUUGAGAGCGAGGAUGAUAAUGAAGCGGAUGAACCAGUGUAUGAUGGUGAUCCAUCCUUAAGAACACCUGUUGUUGAAGUACAGUCUGUUAGUAGGAAUGCUCCUUGUGCAACAGUCGAGGGUGUGCAUGCAUCCUUAGAACAGAUGGAUACGAUUGGUUGUGACGAUGACUUGGUUGAUGACAUUGCACUUGGCAGUCUUUUUCGGUCUAAGGAUGAAUUGCGCUUUACAUUGGCUGUUUUUGCUAUCCAAAAAAACUUUGAGUUUCAGGUUAAGAAAUCUACUAGGAGUUUGUUAAGUGUUGCAUGCAAAGAAGAGGGAUGUAGAUGGGCCUUGCGUGCACGAAAAAUUAAAGGUUCGGAUACCUUCCUCAUCUCUACGUUUUCCGAAGACCACAUUCAUGAACGAGAGACACUGAGGCACGACCAUAAGCAAGCCGGUAGUUGGGUGGUUGGCCAGCUGAUAAAGACCAAUCUCGAGGACAUCAGUCGUCGUUACCGUCCUAGGGAUAUUAUUACUGACAUGCGAAGGAACUACGGUGUCAAUACCCGAUACGAAAAGACAUGGCGGGCGAGAGAAGUCGCAUUAAGCCUAUUGAUGGGAUCGCCUAAAGAGUCAUAUACUACUCUGCAUAAGUAUGGAGCGGCUUUGAAGGCUGCGAAUGUAGGAACUGUAUUUCAGAUAAAGUUGGAGGACGACACAUACUUUAAGUAUGCAUUCAUGGCCUUAGGAUGCUCGAUUAGGGGUUUUGGAAGUUGCAUCCGGCAGGUCCUAGUGGUUGACGGAGCACAUCUGAAGGGGAAGUACAGGGGUGUCUUACUUACUGCUUCCUCAGUAGAUGGUAACAACCAAAUUUACCCUCUAGCUUUCGGGGUUGUUGAUAAGGAGUCUGAUGAAUCGUGGACAUGGUUUUUGGAGAGAGUUAAGAUCUGUAUAGGUAACGUAGAUGGUUUAGUUUUUGUAUCUGACCGGCAUCAAACUAUAACAAACUCCGUGGCAACGAUGUUUCUUGAUGCAGCGCACGUUACCUGUAUGCAUCAUGUAGCAAUGAAGUUGACCGAGAAGUUUAGAAAUGGGGGGAUGAGGAGGAUUUUCUAUAAAGCAGCCAAGGCGUUCAAGGUAUCAAAGUUUCGGUACUAUUGGGGCCAACUCGCCGGAUUCCCCGGCGUACACAAAUAUUUGGAAGACAUCGGCUUGGACAAGUGGGCCCGUACAUAUCAACCUGGUAUGAGGUAUAACCAAAUGACCUCGAAUCUUGCCGAGUCCAUGAAUGCGGUACUCGUUCAUGCUCGUGAUUUGCCAAUAACAGCCCUAUUUGAAAAUUGUCGAUCUCUCCUACAACAAUGGUUUUACGAUAGGCGGACUGCCGGGUCUAGUCGAGGAACAUUUCUCACCGAAUAUGCAGAGAAUAUUCUUAAAGAAGUGGCAGAACAAGCUCGAUAUCAUCAUGUCAGGCCGAUUGAUCGUUUCGAAUUUGAAGUGCAUGAUGGUGCGACGAAGGUACGUGUAAACAUUAAUAGUAAGACUUGCACGUGCAAACAAUUUUACUAUUACGAAAUUCCAUGCUCUCACGCCAUUGCCGGGGCGGUGCUUCGUAACAUUAGUGUGCAUACAUUAUGUUCUGAUAGGUACCGAAUAGAUACCCUCAUACAAGCUUAUGUUGAACCCGUGUACCCGCUUGGAGAUGAGGAAGAUUGGAUUUUACCAUAUGAUUAUGUGCCUACGACGAUUCAGCCACCCAGAUUCGUUCCUCGUGUUGGACGUUGCCAAACUGCCAGGAUACCAUCAGUCGGUGAAGUCCGCCAGGUACACAAAUGUGGGCGAUGUGGAAACGUUGGACACAACUGCAAGACGUGUAGACAACCGCUUCGAACAACUGAAACCGAAUAG